Manduca sexta (tobacco hornworm) is the source of this 2625-nucleotide messenger RNA. RefSeq names its product nuclear pore complex protein Nup85-like. The record is from RefSeq and is a predicted model, not a curated record. Gene Ontology annotation, biological process: mRNA export from nucleus; protein import into nucleus; positive regulation of DNA-templated transcription. Gene Ontology annotation, molecular function: structural constituent of nuclear pore. The transcript has 2 exons. Gene Ontology annotation, cellular component: nuclear pore outer ring. Lineage: Eukaryota; Metazoa; Arthropoda; Insecta; Lepidoptera; Sphingidae. The coding region runs from base 90 to 911 and encodes 273 amino acids.
AUGUUAGCUGUCAAAUCAAAACGGUCUUCCGAAAUUACCCGAAUGUUUUAAAUAUUUUGAAUUCAAAGUUAUAUUCAUCAAAAUUAGUUAUGAAUAAUCUAAAUAUGGACUUGGUUUUAUUUCGUGGCAAUGGCAGAGAACCAGCUAGUAACGUGAAAACAUUCAUUCUACCCGAUAAAUGUUUCGAAAAAGGCGUGGGAUGUGCGUGGAGGAAUGGCAACAAAUUUGCAAUAUAUCCUCGAAGUCAAACGCCGAGCAAAACAGCGUCUACCGAUGUUGACAACAAGAUCCUAAACAUUCGCCAAGAUGUGCUCUUAUUCACUUCAAUCUUACGGAAAUUAGUGAACGAGAGUAACGGGACGUACCUAUUAUUACAAAAGGCUGCAGAAACUGCAAAAACAACCGACAAUCAAGUUGAAUUUUUGAAAUUAUCACGACAAUACCGCUCCAUAAUCCGAGUAUGCAUAGAAAAUCUACAAGAAGCAUUGUCGAGAGUGCAAGAUGGCGUAGAGAAGAAUAAUUUGCUGUCAUACAUAACAAUACUAUACUCAAUAGAAUGCAUUUGGCACUUGUGCGAGAUAUUGUAUAUUGACAACAUUCCCGGUGAUAUUGUGUUGCCAUAUUUGCUGGAGUGGGUACGAUUCCACUUUCCGUGCCAUGAGCAGACCGCGUCGCACCUACUGGAGGCGUGCGAGCGGGGCUCCGAGGACCAUCAAGACUACUGGAUCACCGUCAUAGGCAUGGUGGUGCAAGGGAGAGUGGACGUGGCCAGGGCACUCAUGAAACUGCACUCGGCUGCUGAAACCAAUGAGUUCAAGCUGGUCGACAAUUCUUUGAGGAGCAUGCCGGUAUAUAGUGUGAGUAUCCGUCACCAAAUCAGCGAUAGACUAUUGCAGACAUCAGCUCCCUAAAAAUCCAGCAAUCGGAAUUGGUAAAGCUCCUAAAAUCCGUAGAUAAAAAUAAAUCUGCAGGACCAGACGGUGUAUCUCCAGUGCUUAUAUCCAAAUGUGCUAAAAGUUUAUCUCUUCCACUUACUAUACUGUUUAGACGCUCAUUCAACGAAGGGCUAGUUCCUUUAAUUUGGAAAUCAGCGUAUAUCACCCCCAUAUUUAAAAAGGGUCAUAGAGAACAGGUAGAGAAUUACAGACCUAUAUCGAAGCUCUGUAUAUUUGCCAAAAUUAUGGAAAAAAUUGUUUACUCCGCAGUAUAUCAUACCAUCAAGCAAUCACUAAGUGAUUACCAGCACGGUUUCUUGAGAAAUAGAUCUACUGUUUCGAAUCUCCUCCUCUGCUCAGACUAUCUCACGAAAUUCAUGUCGGAGCCCUCACAAGUUGAUGUAGUUUACACCGACUACAGCAAAGCGUUUGAUCGGAUAGACCAUUCUAUCCUAUUAAAUAAGCUAUUGGACGUUGGUAUUAGAGGAGAUUUAUUCAGAUGGUUCAAAUCUUAUAUAGAGAAUCGUUGUCAGACAGUAGUUCUAAAUGGUUUUACAUCGGCCACAGUGCAAAUUCCAUCAGGGAUUCCACAGGGAUCAUUAUUAGGCCCGUUACUAUUUAUUAUAUUUAUUAAUGACAUAGGGUCAUGUUUCGCUCAUUCCAAAAUAAUUCUUUAUGCUGAUGACAUGAAAAUUCUUUGUACUAUCUCGCAGGCUUCUGACUGUCUUAGCCUUCAACAAGAUCUAUUAGAGCUACAAAAAUACUGCCAACGCAAUAAACUUGAGCUUAAUGUAUCUAAGUGCUUCGUCGUUUCUUUCACUCGCAAGCCUAACCCCACUACCUAUAAUUAUAGACUGCAUGGAUCCCUCUUAGAUAAGAAGAACGUAGUGAAAGAUCUUGGUGUUACAUUUGAUUCAAAAUUACUUUUGAUAUUCACAUCGAGAAUAUCAUAAAAAAAGCAAAUAAAGCACUUGGCUUCAUUUUGAGAUUUUCUUCAGAAUUUAAAAGUGUCAAAACAUUUAAAAUACUUUACUGUUCGUUUGUCCAUACCCACUUGGAAUACGCUUCACAGGUAUGGAACCCGAUCUAUAGCAUUUAUAUCGACAGAAUUGAACGCGUACAGAAACGUUUUCUACGUUUCAUGCAGUUUAAGCUUAAGCUACAUAAAAUGUAUUCAUCAGAUUAUAUAGAUCGAUGUAAAAAGCUUCACUUUUUACCCCUUUACGAACGUAGGCGAGUGGCAGACUUGGUGUACCUAUUCAAAAUUUUUAACGGGACCAUUGACUGCCCAGAUUUGCUUGGUAGUUUUGGAUUAAUAACGCGAUCUAUAUUGUUACGUAAACCAAGCCUCCUCUAUACACCCCCUGUAACCACCGCGUAUAGGCACAACUGCUUCACGAUUCGUGCAUGUAAGAGCUUUAACGAACUCUGCGGUGAUUUUGAUUUAGACUUGUUCGCUACCAGUGUCUCUCAACUAAAGAAAAACUUUGCUAACAAAUUUUUUGCUUAGUUUGUAUGGAGCGUGGUGAAUUUGUACAUGUAAUUUAAUUAUUUUUUUUCUUUUCUAUGUAGAUUAACCGACCUUUACCUUUUUUUAUCUUACUCUACUUGUGAAAACUUGUAAAUGGCCUUCUUAUUGUUAUUUUUGUUAAUAUUGUAGUAUCUAGCUGUAAGUUUUCCGAAUAAAUAU